This is a messenger RNA of Zychaea mexicana, 360 nucleotides long. RefSeq lists its product as uncharacterized. Lineage: Eukaryota; Fungi; Mucoromycota; Mucoromycetes; Mucorales; Lichtheimiaceae. The record is from RefSeq and is a predicted model, not a curated record. The transcript has a single exon. Gene Ontology annotation, molecular function: DNA-directed RNA polymerase activity; mitochondrial promoter sequence-specific DNA binding. Gene Ontology annotation, cellular component: mitochondrial DNA-directed RNA polymerase complex. The annotation marks the transcript as partial. Gene Ontology annotation, biological process: mitochondrial transcription.
GGUGGUGAAUUAGCAAGAUCAUUAAAGUUAUUCAAAAAAGGUUAUGUAUUAUCUGAAAAUGGAUUAAAUUCAUUAAAGGUUUAUGGAGCAAAUACUUUUGGAUUAAAUAAAUUAUCUAUUACCAAAAGAUUAGAAUGGGUUGAUCAACAUUUUUCAGAAAUCUUAGAUUUAAAUUCAGGAUUAUCGAGAAAAGCUGAUGAACCUAUGUUGUUUUUAGCUUUUUGUUUUGAGUUACAAGGUUAUAAUAAGGAUCUAUUAAACUUUAUUUCUAGAUUACCAAUUUAUUUAGAUGCAACAUAUAAUGGUGUACAACAUUUAGCUGCAAUGAUUUCUGAUUUUGAUCUAGCUAGUAAAGUUAAU